CAUCAUCACAGCCACGGAGGCUCGCCUUGCCUGCCUCGCGAACGCGCCUCAUCGGUCUCGCGAGCGCGCUUCCCUCCGUCCAAAGCGCGGGCAGCAGAGGAAGGAAGAAAGCAAGGAAGGAGGGAGGGAAGGACGUGCGUUUUACUUUGGUACAUUCAUACAUUUCGGCGCCUCGCUUGUCCCGUCCCCUUACUGAAGACUCAAAUUUACUUGACCGAUUAUCGAUACUCUCACACCAGCCUUUUCAGAGGGAGACAAAGAGGAGUCCCGUGGAGGUGAUGCGUUGCCUUCAGGUUCAUCCAUCAUUUUUUAUUUUUUAUUUCAGCCCCUUUGCUUACUCCGGACAGAUGCCGGGAGGGACACUUUUUUCCCCUCCGAGAAUUGAUCAUCUCGUGUGGACAAUAAGCGGAGUGAAGCCCUGAAGGCAAGCGUCCCGGAUCGGCCCCCACUUCCCCGUAAACCUUCCACUGCCAUGGAGAGCGCUCGCCCCCCCAUGUAGGAUGCCUGCCCCGUCCGACACCCGACAUCCCCUCCUGCCCGUCAGCACCACCUCCUCCUUGUCCUCGCGUGUGCCUGUUCUUGCCUCCAGUUCACUGCGGCCCCCCAGGCUGUGCCCCGCCCCGCUCCAACAUGGUGGAUGAGGCGACCGCCAUGAAGGAUGACGUCAUCAACGCCAACACGCUGGCUUGGCUGGUCUGCUCGGGCGUGUCCAUCCUGGCCAACAUGUGGAGCAUCCUCAGCGUCAGCGCCAAGCAGAAGAAGUGGAAGCCGUUGGAGUUUCUCAUCUGCACGCUGGCGGGCACGCACAUCCUCAACAUGGCCAUCCCCAUCACCAUGUACUGCGUCAUCACGCUGCGCCGCCAGCAUUCCAACUACGAGUGGAACGAGGGCUUGUGCAAGGUGUUUGUGUCCACCUUCUACACCCUCACGCUGGUCACCUGCUUCUCCGUCACCUCACUGUCUUAUCACCGCAUGUGGAUGGUACGCUGGCCCGUCAACUACAGGCUGAGCAAUACUAAGAAGCAGGCGGUGCACACAGUGAUGGGCAUCUGGAUGGUCUCCUUCAUCCUGUCCACACUUCCAGCUGUGGGCUGGCACGACACCAUCGACCGCUUCUACACCUCCGACUGCCGAUUCAUCGUGACAGAGAUCGGCUUGGGGUUUGGGGUUUGCUUCCUGCUCUUGAUUGGCGGUAGCGUGACCAUGGGUGUGAUCUGCAUCGGCAUUGCUCUCUUCCAGACCUUCUCCAUUCAGGCAGGCCACAAAGCGGACAAGAACAAAUUCAAUGUCCCCACCAUCGUGGUGGAAGACGCCCAGGGCAAGCGUAGAUCCUCCAUUGAUGGGUCGGAACCUCUUAAGACGUCAUUGCAGAUCACUUACCUGAUCAGUGGCAUCGUCUUCAUCUAUGACUUCCUGACUGGCUUCCCCAUACUGGUGGUUAGCUUUGCCAGUCUGAAGUUCGACCGCUCAUACAACUGGAUGGUUCUGUGUGUGCUGUGGUGCUCCAUUGUGCAGUCCAUCCUGUUGCCCAUGUUCCUGUGGGCUUGCGACCGCUACCGGGCCGACAUCCGCAUGGUGUGGGACAAGUGUGUGGCCAUCAUGUCCAAUGACGAGGUGGACGAGGAAAACAGCCAAGAUGGAGGAAUUCAUGUCGACUUAAUAUAUGACAGACCAUAUGACUAUAACUCGCCGCCUGAAAUCGUAGACCGUAAUGCCAAGUAUGAGCUCUCAACCUUAGAAAGGGGGGUCCCGCAAGGGUUUCCGGUGAGGGAACAGCAGGAAGAUAAAAUGCAGUAUUUGCAGGUGCCCCCUAUAAGAAGAUACUCCCACGACGAAACCGACAUGUGGACCAGCAACCGGAUCCCCUCCUACCUUCACCGGUGGGGCUCCAGCGAGGACAUGAUAGCGAGUGGCCACUACACCUCCACCUUGCCGCGCCGCGAGAGGCGCAGGAACAGCCUGGUCUCCUACCACGAGGAGAGCCGCCAUCCCCGUCACCUUCACCGCAAACGGCGGUGCUCUGAGGACACGCACUCCCUCAAGCACCUGCCGCGCGUGGUCUGCGGCCCCUACGAGGACGACCUGCGCUGUUUCAGCCGCGACGACGUCAUCAACUUUAUCGACGAGACGCCGCUGCCGAGCCCCAGGAAAAGCCCCCGGCGAGCGUCCGCCAUCACCCUCAUCCCCGGCGGCGUGUACGAGCAUCACGCCGUCAUCCUGCCCCACUUUGCGCUCACCGACUUCGAGCGUGAGCCCCAGGCGCUCAGGCGCCUCUCCGAACACAAAAGCAGGGGCGGCGGUCGGGGCGCCUCGCCCUCUCCCGAAGGUUCCCCCAAAGGAGACGGGCCUCACAGCCGCUGCGGUAAAGAGUGUCGGGACGCUGUGCGCGACGCAAAGUGCGAGGCGGGCUCGGUGGGGUGCAGCCCACGGACUCAUCGCUCUGCGUGCAGACCCAGGACAGGCGUGGCUGAUUGGGCCAUGCAGAAGCAGCUGAGCCAGGUGGAGAGUAAAGGAAGCACAAACAGUUUUGUAAGCACACCCUCAUCUUCGGGAUAUAUCACCUUUCACUCUGAUUCUGUUGGCUCCGCCUCCUAAACAAAUCCUUACUAUUAUUUUUAUCAUGGACUUACUUGCCUUUUCUACUCGUGUUUAACGAUCAUAUCCGUUCAUUCUUUCACAUUAUUCACGAAGGACGUCAUGUUUCGUUCUACAAGUUAAAACUUCCACUCCCUUCUUUAAGCUGUUUUGGUGUUGUUUCCUGUAAACUGCUGAUAUUAUACACUACGUUUUUGUAUAGCAAUUGUUGCUUUCUUCCCGUUCAUAAGCCUGGACGUUGAUAUAUGAUACAUCCAAAUAUUAUUAUCAUUUUAUUUUUAUUUUUAUCAAAGCUUCUUCUUAUUCCCGACCCAGGCAGAACAUUUUUAACUAAAAGAGUGGUGGUCCCAAACUGUACAGUGCUUGUUUGAGCUAUUGACAUUCAAUUGGAGGGCCCCUCACUUUUUAUUACAAAAAACAACAACUGAGGAUCAGGUUUUAGAUCAGAUUUCCAUGUGCUUUAUAUGAGGGGUGUUAUGUGUUUUCUUUUUUUGGAUUGAAAUAUUCCUCACUGUAUCUAAUUGUUCAGUUUAUUGCACCAAAAACAGCAACAUCCGAUUUUUUUUCUCCCAAAUUCCUUAUUUUUUGCAGCCCUAACAAAGUUGUACAAACUUACAGCCGAACCAGAUGUAGCAUGGCUUCAAUGGCGAAAACAAAUCAAUAACACACAUUAUAAAAAUGGACUUUAUGCAAACCCCGACAAGUUAACAACUAUAUGAAAUAACAAUGAUCAUCAUCUUCCUUAAGAUAAUUUGUUGUCAUUUAUAAGUUUUCUGUAAUAUUUAGUGCACCUUUUUUUUUUCUAGCAUCACAUCAAUACAUUGACUUGUUGUGUUUGCAAUAUAUUGAUUUUGUAACAUAUUCAGAGAUAUAUGGUUCAAAUAUAACUGAUGUUUGAUUGUUACGAGUUCCUAGAUGAUGACUUUGUUUUGAUUAAAAAAACUAACAAAAAAACAAACAAAUAUGUGACCGAUUAAAAUCACCAACUAAUGCAUCAA
Molecule: messenger RNA, 3593 nt
Organism: Nerophis ophidion (straightnose pipefish)
Lineage: Eukaryota; Metazoa; Chordata; Actinopteri; Syngnathiformes; Syngnathidae
Product: probable G-protein coupled receptor 153
Exons: 6
Coding region: 631-2595 (654 amino acids)
Biological process (GO): G protein-coupled receptor signaling pathway
Cellular component (GO): membrane
Molecular function (GO): G protein-coupled receptor activity
Source: RefSeq, a predicted model, not a curated record